UGAUAAUGAUGUUAAUUUGGGAAAGACGAAGAAGAAGAUAAGUGACCAAAAAAUCAAAAUGGCUGUUAGUCGAAUUAAAAGUCGAAAUUCCGCUGAUAGCAGUCGAAAAAGAGAUGAAGUAGAAGAAGGGAAGAAUAAAAAUGUUUUCGCUUGUGACCGAAACAUACAACAACAACGAUUCGAAGAACAUGACCUGCGAAACUUGUUUGUGCGGCGCAAUCGGAGUGCUCUGUGGGUGCAACAUAAUAAUUUGAAUUUGAACGUGAAUGAGGCCGAAUUGCAGUUGAGCGAUAUUGAAGAACAAUUGGCAACGGUUAAUAGUCUGCAACAGUGUGGAUUAGUUGCAGGCUUGAAUGACAAAGACUUGUGUUCUAUCCCAACAACCAAAGUAAAUGCCAUGGAAUCAACAGUCUUUUACACACAAAGCGAACAAGACCUUCAUCGGCUAAACGAAGAUACCCCUUCAUCACUACUCCAACUUUGCGACGAUCAACUUCUUCAGCCAGAAUCUCAACAAUGUUCAGCGGCCGUCAUCGCUGCCGCCUCUGACAAUAACCCUGAACUACUUUUGCGAUCAUUGGACAGUAGUAGUUUUAGUAGUGGCGCAAAUAACAGCACGACCACAUCAGUGUCGGGACAUUUUUUGCCACCACUGCAAAGAAGAUGCUUGCCGCCGCCACCAAAUUUGCCCUUAAGUGCAACAUCGUCGCCACUUAGAGGCAAUUACAAAAGUUAUCACCACAAUCAUCAGAUAGACUUUCAAAGGAAUUCACAGUCGGAUGAUGAUAGUGGAUGUGCAUUGGAGGAAUAUACAUGGGUGCCGCCAGGAUUGAGACCAGAUCAGGUUCGAUUGUAUUUCUCGCAACUUCCGGACGAUAAAGUUCCUUACGUUAAUAGCGCUGGCGAAAAGUAUCGAGUGAAGCAAUUGUUGCAUCAACUCCCGCCGCAAGAUAACGAAGUUCGAUAUUGCCAUUCGUUGAGCGAUGAAGAGCGAAAGGAAUUGCGAAUAUUUUCAGCACAAAGGAAACGCGAAGCUCUUGGUCGUGGAGCAGUGCGAUUACUUUCGGAUGAGAGACCAUGCAAAGGGUGUGAAGACCAACUUUCACCCGGUGAUAUUGUUGUAUUUGCCCAGAGGCUUGGAGCAAAUGUUUGCUGGCAUCCAGGAUGCUUCGUAUGUUCAGUUUGCAAGGAAAUCCUUGUGGAUUUGAUAUAUUUUUACAAGGAUGGCAGUUUAUUUUGUGGAAGGCAUCAUGCAGAAACCAUGAAACCACGAUGUUCAGCUUGUGAUGAGAUUAUCUUUUCCGAUGAAUGUACCGAAGCUGAGGGAAAUACAUGGCACAUGAAACAUUUCGCCUGUUUCGAAUGUGACCAUCAACUUGGGGGCCAGCGGUACAUUAUGCGCGAUGGAAAGCCUUUUUGUCUAACCUGCUUCGAUACUAUGUUUGCUGAGUACUGUGACUAUUGUGGGGAAGUUAUUGGGGUAGAUCAGGGUCAAAUGAGUCAUGAUGGGCAGCACUGGCAUGCAACGGAUCAAUGUUUCUCCUGCUGUACAUGUCGGUGUUCACUUCUUGGAAGACCGUUUCUUCCUCGACGAGGAACGAUAUAUUGUUCGAUUGCAUGCAGUAAAGGUGAACCACCAACACCUUCGGAUAGUUCAGGCCCGGGACCAAGACUGACAAAACGGUCUUCAUCGAAUACCGAAGGCGCGAAGUCACCCCGAGCUGGUAGAAGGUCCAAUACAAACCAAAAAGACUCCGUUAACAGAAAUCUCGAUAGACUGAUACUUGAACGGAAUAUGGAAAAGUCAGUUCUGGACCACGAUUCCCCCCUAAAAGAUCAUAGAAGGGAGCCAAUUGAUCUGUCCGAAUUAGGUGUGAGUCUGGAUAACCUGCGAUCAAGUGAACGGACUGACUUUCCUGAUCAAAACCUAACCUCUUCUCUACCGGAAUUAUUGUUAUCGAAGGCCGAAGACUCUCACAGCUACCAAAGUAUAGAUAAAAUAGUAAUCAACUCUCCGAGUGCCUCUGAAAUGACGCAGAGCACUCAGGAGCUUACUCAGAAUGACAACGAAGAAAUUGACCACAACGAAAAUGCCAACAACGAAUUGGAACAUGAUUCCCGGGGUAGUCCAGCUGAUGACGAUGAUGACGAAGGAGAUGAUGAAAAUAACUACCAUCCACAUCACAACCAUCACCAUCAACAUCAUCAGCACUCACAGAACCUUGCAAAAGAGGUGCGAUUCCAUAGCGGACAUGAUACAAUGUCACGGUCAAAAAGUUACACCGACAAUUCCAGCUCUCGCCGACGUAGACGACGGAGGAAUCAAAAUCGUAGUGCUUCGGAAAUGCAAAUAAAUCAAAAAAACCUAACGCAUCAUAACUCCCAACCGAAACAUGAACGACCGGUCUAUGAGAAUGCAACAGAUGCUUCGAGUGUUUGUUCAACUUGUUCCUCGAGUUCGUCAAGUUUGGACGAAUAUGUUUAUAGAAUUCCAGCGAGAAAACAUUAUGGCGGAGUUCGAGUCUCGUAUGUUCCAAAUGACGCCAUUGCAUAUGAACGGAAGAGGAAACAGAAUUCGACGAGUGACGUGGAUAAUAAAAAUUGUAUCAUAUCAUGACAACCUGUUUUGUUGGUUGAAACACCUCUUGAACAACCCUGUUCGUGUCGUACGGGGUGUUUUAAGGGGAUUUUGAAAUUAUUUCAAAAACCCUGCGAUCCAAUACAUUCGGUUUAGGGAGAGAAAGAGAUAAACAGUCAUCAUAUCAAUUUUUUUUUGUAAAUAUUUUAUUUUUUAAUUUUAAGUAAAAAAAACCUGUUAUAAGAAGGAAGUUGAGUUCGUUUUUUUUAACAUUUAAGUUAUUUAAAUUUAAAAUUAUAUUUUAAUGUACAAAUAAAAAUAAAAGUAAAUUCUAUAUAUGUGUAAUGUGUAACCGUUGUAGGUCCUUGUAUUUAAUAUUCAUGUUUUUUUAGGAUUUAAGAAGGAUCCAAUUUAAUUAUUAUUCCAGAAGA
This is a messenger RNA of Episyrphus balteatus (marmalade hoverfly), 3009 nucleotides long. It is a transcript of the gene esn, whose product is annotated as protein espinas. Lineage: Eukaryota; Metazoa; Arthropoda; Insecta; Diptera; Syrphidae. Gene Ontology annotation, molecular function: zinc ion binding. The record is from RefSeq and is a predicted model, not a curated record. The transcript has 6 exons. The coding region runs from base 59 to 2617 and encodes 852 amino acids.